AUGGCCAUGUCCCAUAAGCGCAACAACUCCAUCGGCAAGCGGGCGCCAGUGGGCUCCCCCAGUGAGCUUCCCGGCCCUCAACGGAUAAAGAUCUUGGUUGGCGAGGAACAGCACGACUUUUCCGUCGACCGUCGGUUGCUCUCUGCCACGGGCUACUUCUUCAAAGACCUCAUCGACAACUACUCGAGGAUAGAGUUCGAGGAUGGCGAGGGUUUCCUCGUCAUUGCCCUUCCUGACGCAUGUCCUCUCAUGUUUGAACUCUUUGUCGACUGGCUUCUAGACGAGAACCUCCUGACCGAGAUUCUCAACGACGUGGAUGCGUCUAACGAGGACGAGUGUCGCGAUCUCCUGCAGGACCUCGUUGAGCUGCACCUUUUCGCCGCCCACAUCGACGUUCCUCUCCUCCAAGACUUGGCCAUGGAUGCCAUUCAGGACCUCCAUCUCCGCUGCAACUGGGACGUUAGUCCCUCGCUCAUUGCCUACGUCUACACAGAGUGCGACCCUAGUGAGAGCUGCCGGCUUCGCAAGUGGAUCGUGGCCAUGGUCGCGUGGAACGUGGGUGGCACGGACAAGACCAUGGACAUGGAAGCGCUCAAGGCCCUGUUCAUGAUGUGCCCAGACUUCUUGGAGGAAUACAACAUCCAUCUUCGAAAGACCUCCCGGAACAGGCUCAAGGUGCAGCUCAAGAACCCUCAGCUGAGACUCCCGUCCAACAACCUCCGGAACGAAGAGCGUCAAUUUGGCUUCAGGCAAUGCUCCUUCCACACCCAUCGAUCCACUGUGGAGCAGAGCACCUGCCCUCAUUUGUACACCAAAGCUCCAUCUCACUGGUACUCUGUUUGGGACUCGUCGGAUGACAGCAUGUCUGACUCCUCCUCCGGCUCUCCACGGGAACUCGAGGGCGGCAACCGGGUUGGUGAGCUUUGGGAACAACGCAGCCUCACAACUACGUUCUCAGGCCAUCAAGAUAUCUCCGAUGGCCUGCAAAGUCCCACGAAACGCCAUAAAAUUGCGCCGUCGAUGCGGCAAGUUGGAGCAACGCAUUAUGCAAGCACAGCAUCGCAGCAGUCGACAGGCAACCCCAGCCCCAAGCACGAACCCGACAACGGAACCAGACAUCUCCUCGAGAUCAACAUCCAGACAACAUUGGGCACGCACUUCUGCCUCGAAGCCCUUUCUGAAACUCCAGUCAUUCUAUCAGCCACCAUGUUGGAACCAAUCUCUCCCCAGCCGAAACCCAGUCAGCCAAUUCAGUCAUUGGACACUCGCGCUCCUCACCAACAGCCACAGGACAUCUCUGAUGCACAGCCGUCGCGCGUAUCCUCCACGCAGACAGAUGAGAUCAACCUUGCACACCUUAUAGAUCGAAUCACUCCAGAGGAGCUCGAACGCUUCAAGACCUAUGGUCUCGAGUACCUGGACCUCCGCGCCACCAUCAGUCAACUUUCCCGACGCAGAGCACAACUCAAGGCCGACCUUGCUGAAGUGCGCCGCCUCCGCAUGAGCUACGCCCAUGACUGCAUAGAACGUGGUACCGGCCGUCUUUGCAUGCGCUGCAUGCUGCGUAACCUGCGCGUCUCCAUUGAGAUGUACUACAUCGGGUUUCGCGCAGGUCAGCGAAUAGGGCACCAUGUCUUUGACUACGAAGAGCGCAGGGCACUAUUCUGGCGCCGCCUGGACGACGAAACCAACGUGCUCUUUGACUACCUUCGCCAGUGUCUCCCAAUGGUCUUGUGGGCCGACGCUGCCGCCAGCAUGAUCCACGGCGGCAGGCCACCUGCCUGGUCUCCCUGCCAGGUAUCGGAGACGGAGCCUCUGCCACCUUACGAGGAGUACAGGCUUCCUGCAUACAACAGAAACUAA
Molecule: messenger RNA, 1863 nt
Organism: Microdochium trichocladiopsis
Lineage: Eukaryota; Fungi; Ascomycota; Sordariomycetes; Xylariales; Microdochiaceae
Exons: 3
Coding region: 1-1863 (620 amino acids)
Source: RefSeq, a predicted model, not a curated record